Patiria miniata (bat star) is the source of this 3134-nucleotide messenger RNA. Its product is annotated as putative nuclease HARBI1. The transcript is spliced from 3 exons. Bases 216 to 1418 code for a protein of 400 amino acids. The record is from RefSeq and is a predicted model, not a curated record. NCBI's taxonomy places the organism in Eukaryota, Metazoa, Echinodermata, Asteroidea, Valvatida, Asterinidae.
UAUUGUCUAAUGUCUACGUCUACAGCUACGGCUCGACGCGUUCAGGCCGAUUGGAAUUCGGACAAAGCUACGGUCUAGGUUUGCGCCCUCAAGCGACGACUUAACGUUAUGUGGUAAUUAUCGUCCGUUGCUACGCGCCCUCGUGAUUAUCGUCUGCUGCUGAUUGCGCAAUGCUUGUUUACAACCGAGAGAAUGAUUCCAUUCAGUAGACUAGUAUGAUCGCUAAUGAUGAUGCCGUUAUUAAUUUAAUAGCUGCUAUUCAAUUCUUUGUUGUCCUAAAUAAUCAGAAAUUACUUCAAAUCCAGCAAAGAAGAGCUUUCAUCCUCCAAGUUCUGAAUGUUCUCACACCAGCAGAAAACAAUCUUCCAAGAGAGCCUUAUUGUAGACUCAGAGUCCAUUUGUUGCUAGAUUUGCUGAGGGAGCCACUGCAACUGAAAAAACACUGUCGAGUAACACAGGCCACCUUCCUCAAACUUCUGACAGUGAUCUCUACAGAAAGUCACCACGGCUGGGAUGAAGACAUUCAACUUCUGUGCUUCCUGUUUUGGCUUGCAUGUGGAUCAGCUUAUAGGGUCGUCUCCGCAGCAACAGGUAUUCCCAGGUCAAGCAUCUGUGAUAUAGUUCACAAGGUCUUGAAGCGAGUGUUGAAUGGCAUCAAAACAAUAAUUAAACUGCCACAGCAAGAUGACAUCCCUGUAAUUUCCAGGGGGUUUUGUCGAUUGGCAAACACGGAUUAUAUUUCUAUGGCUGCAGGUAGCAUAGAUGGAACCCACAUCAAGAUCAUGCCCCCUGACUCUAGACGAGAGGACUACAUAAAUCAUAAACUGUUUUACUCCAUCAAUUUGCAAGCAGUCUGUGAUCACAGAGGAGUAUUCCUAGAUGUAUUUGCUGGAUAUCCAGGUUCUGUCCAUGAUUCAAGGGUUCUUAAAUGCAGCCCGUUAUACCGCCAGAGAGAUUAUCCCCCUGAAGGAUACUACUUACUUGGAGAUACGGCAUAUCCAUGUCAAUCCAGACCUCUAGCUAUUCUCACUCCCUACAAGGCUCCUGCCUCUCCAAUACAAGGAAGAUACAACUACCACUGUAGCAGGGCUAGAACAGUCAUUGAGAGGGCUUUCGGUCGGAUGAAGACGAGAUGGAGGAGCAUUUUCACAAAGACACUUGAAAUUUCUCCUGUUCUGGCACCAAAAGUUGCUGUUGCAUGUGCGAUUAUGCAUAAUGUGUGUGUUCUAUCGUGUGAUGAGUGGGCAGAGGAAGCAGACGAUGAUGAGGAUGAUCCUCCCAAUGAACAACCUGCUAUGGAGCCAGAUGACCUCGAGAGGGGACAUGUAUCUGCUGAACCACUCAGACGGCAUAUUGCUGCACAAAUAUCUGCACCAUUAGACAUAGUUCAGGAACUUCAUGAGCAUGACUAUCUGUAAGCAUUGAGAAAAGGGUGUUUGUUCUAUUGCCAUUUCUAUCAAAUCGCUGACAAGUAGGCCUGCAUAAGAUUCCCCUUUUAAAAAGCUAUAGUUGUAUUAUUUGUCGUUCCAUUUUAAGUCCAUUAACAAGGGAGUAUGGUGCUACAUGUAUAUAGGACAUAACAACAUCAUUAUAUACUUCAAGUUCACAUAACAUUUGUGUUUAUUUAUAUUACAUGUCUUAAAUAACAUAAACAACAUUUUGAGAAUAAAUAAUUAUUGCAAAUGCCCAGUAUAAUCCUUAAAUAACAUGAACAACAUUUUGAGAAUAAAUAAUUAUUGAAAAUGCCCAGUAUAAUGCUUAAUGCCAAGUAUAGUUAUUAAUAAGGGAAAAAAAUGAGUGGCGAUGAGUUCUUAAACAGCCGUUUAAAACCGGCAGGGUCGUGGCCGUGUGAUAAAGGACCAAGCCGAACCGGGCCCUGCAAGGUCUUAAACGGCCGUUUAAAAAUGAGUCACUACUCUUUUAUUCCCAAUCAUAAAUUCCCUUUUGGUUAAAAGGCAUAAUAAAGUAGGAAACUCUGUAAAACUUAUGUUUUCCAAUGUUCUCGAGCUCUGUUACGUGAUGGUGCAUUUUUAUGAGACAGUUUUCGGAUAGCAUUUGUGCGCAUAGUAACAAAUCCUCGCAUCCAUGGGCUAACCCGCACAAAUGCUAUCCGAAACUGGUUAAAAACAGCUCCAGCUGUGCCUUUAUCAACCGUUAAAACACCCCCACCUGACAUGCUCUCCACCAAUAGGAAUAUUGAAACUGUCUGGAGUAUUUAUAAAUUACUUAUUAACCCUGCGAUGCAUGACCAAAAACAAAUGCUAUUGCCACACCACAAUCUAUAUUUUCCAGACAAGUCAUUUAUAUUUUCAAGAGGGCUUUUUCUGUUUCAAAACCCUGAUAGAUCCAAGGCUUGCUUUUAAAAAUAAAUAUAUUAGCUGGUCUUGAAAGUACAUUGUAUAGAUAACUGCUGUUUAAAAUACUACACUAACAGGCUUUCAAACUGUUUUUUUUGUAAAUACGUAACAUUUUAAUGUGUAAAUAUGUUGUCAUUCUUCCCCCCACCUUUUUCGAAUUUUAAUAGAUGACAAUUUUAACAAUUAAAGAGCAUCUCUUAGGUAAAAUUACGUUUUGUGAUUGACUUAUUUCCCAAUGAACAGAGCCCUUAACAAAAUGUGACAAAUUACAGGCCUCUAACCUUACAUAAAAGUGGUAAAAACUGUAAAUUUAUUUGAUAUAAUUUCAGUGUGAAACCUUAUCGCACAAUGACGUCACGUUGUAAACAAACAUGAGAAGUGGGUCUGUAUAUACCCUGUACGGGGAAUGGGUAUAUUUAUAGUGCAUGAAUUUCCAUAAUGCUCAAUCGAAUUGGCAUUGAAAAAAAUUGUGUUGAAAAUUUGUAUGAAGUCUUACAGACCCACUUAUGUUUGUUCACAAUGUGACAUCACUGUGUUAAAAUAUUUUGCACUGAAAUGGUAUCAAAUAAAAUUUCAAUUUACAACACUUUCAUGGAAGGCUAGAUGCUUGUAAUUUUGUACACAUUUUAUUAAGGGUUCUAUCUAUUUGAAAAUGAGUGUAUCACAAAACUUAGUUUGACCUUAGAGGUGCUCUAUUCAUUUGGCAGAACAUUUUUUAAAAUGGAAUAAAUGAACAUUAAAAAUGGAAUAAAUAAACAUUCAAAUUCGACAAUUGAA